Molecule: messenger RNA, 624 nt
Organism: Fraxinus pennsylvanica
Lineage: Eukaryota; Viridiplantae; Streptophyta; Magnoliopsida; Lamiales; Oleaceae
Source: the annotation of a GenBank genome assembly
AUGUUUUCUCGACUAGAUUUGAAAAUUUCGGAAAAUGAGGCGCUUGAAAUUCUGAAAGUAGCGUCUCCGAGGAGUGAAUUAGACAUAACUGAUAAUGGAGCUUGUCCUAUUGUUAAUGGAGCACAGACGGCUUGGGAUAUGCUACACGAGGAGGAAUCUUCUGUGCGUAUUACAACAUCCUGCUCAGAUCUGGAUGACAUCCUAGGUGGAAGAAUUAAUUGUAAAGAAGUUACUGAAGUUGGUGGAGUGCCAGGCAUUGGUAAAACACAACUGGGGAUUCAACUGGCAAUAAAUGUUCAAAUUCCAGCUGAUUAUGGUGGCCUUGAAGGAAAGGCAGUUUAUAUAGCUUACAGCACUACAUAUUGUGAUACGGAAGGCAGUUUUAUGGUCGAACGUGCUUUUCAAAUUGCCGAGGCAUGCACAGAGGACAUGCAAGAAUAUAAUAGCUUCCUACGGAAGGACUCGAAGGACUCUCAAGCCUGUCAAAUUAGGAAGGACCCUAAGGAUUUUCUUGACAAUAUAUUCUAUUUUCAUAUUUGCAGUUACACAGAGCAAAUUGCUGUUAUAAAUUAUUUGGAGAAAUUGGUCUCAGAGCAUAAAGAUGUAGGUAGCAAAAAUAUUUAA